This is a messenger RNA of Mesitornis unicolor (brown roatelo), 7338 nucleotides long. RefSeq names its product receptor-type tyrosine-protein phosphatase V-like. The record is from RefSeq and is a predicted model, not a curated record. Lineage: Eukaryota; Metazoa; Chordata; Aves; Mesitornithiformes; Mesitornithidae. The transcript is spliced from 39 exons. Bases 1 to 7338 code for a protein of 2445 amino acids. Gene Ontology annotation, biological process: angiogenesis; protein dephosphorylation. Gene Ontology annotation, molecular function: cadherin binding; protein tyrosine phosphatase activity.
AUGGUGGUGGCUUGGGCCAAGGGGACCCUCCUAAACAUCAGCGUGAGUGACCACGGCCGGUCGGACUCCCUCCUCCUGUCCUGGGAUGAGCCGGAGGCGGGUGCCAAGGGAUAUUCACUCGCCCUCUCCUCCCUGGAGUCGGGCACACCGCUGCAGAAUGGAUCUGCUGGACCCAACAUCACCAGCUUCUUGUUCCAAGGGCUGAGCCCUGGCAUGCGCUAUGAGAUUGAGGUGACAGCCACGCUGGCCUGCAUGGAGACCACCAGCCAGACAGUCACAGCACAGACAAGUCCUUCUCCUGUCCGCAAUCUGAGCCUGAGCAGCGAUGGGAGCCCUGCAGCGCUGCUCGCCUCCUGGACGCACGCCCAUGGACAGCGAGACGGGUACCACCUCGCCCUGUACCACAGCGACUCCCAGACGCUGGUGAGAAACGCGUCUGUCCUGCCAAACACCUCCAUGUUCCUGUUUGACGGGUUGCUGCCAGGCAGCGAGUACGCCCUGAAGGUCAGCACGCUGGCUGGACCCGGGCAGGCGAGCACCAGUAUCCACCAGUGGACAGCUCCCUCCAUCCCCACGCAGCUGAGGCUCAGCCCGGGCUCCAGCACCAGCCUCGUUGCCUCCUGGGCGGGCGCUGGAGGGGCCGCCUGGCUGCACCUCGUGCUCCACAACCUCCUCACCCAGACGGUGUCCACCACCUUGUCAGCCAGGAGGGGCCUCACCAGCUACACCUUCCAGCAUCUCCACCCUGGCACCCAGUACCAGCUGGGACUGAGCACCGUGGCUGGGCCCUACACGGCCGAGGGUCCCAAUGCCACUGCUUGGACAUACCCCCUGAGCCCUGGCAAUGUGACCCUGAGCAGCGCAGAGGAGCAGAGCUCCUUGCAGGCUCGCUGGAGCAUCCCGGCGGGAGAGAGGGACUUCUACCUGGUGAUGCUGCAGGAGGGCGAGGACGGCGCUCCCACAAGGAACAUCUCCGUCGGCAGAGACAGCGCUCAUGUCACCUUCCACGGACUCAGCCCCGGGAAGCGAUACACUGUGCAGGUGACGGCGGUGGCUGGGCCGUACAGGGCAUCAGCCCGCAGCACAGCAGCCUGGACACAGCCACUGCCACCAUCUGGUGUGAGUCUGUCCAGCCAGGGGAGCUCCGACAGCCUCCUGGCCAGCUGGGAGGAGGCAGCGGGAGAGGGAUACGUGGUGGCCCUCGGCCCCGCAGAGCACCCCGUGAAGAACAGGUCACUGCUGAGCGGUGUCACCAACUGCACCUACGAGGGCCUCCGCCCUGGGACUCUCUAUGCCUUUGAGGUCAGCACUGUGGCUGGCCCCUACACAUCCCCACCCCGGCGCAUUGCCAACUGGACACAUCCUUUGUCCCCGGAGCAGCUGACCCUCAGCAAUGAGGGUGGCAGCACCUCUCUGCGAGCCUCCUGGAGAGCAGCUCCCGCUGGCAGCACCGGGUACACGGGUACCCUCUGGGAAACCAAGUCCCAGGAGCAGGUCAGGAACGUGACUGUGGGGAACACCUGGACAAACGUCACCUUUGAGGACCUGGUCCCCGGGCGGCAGUAUACACUGGAGAUGGCUUCUAUGGCUGGACCUUACAGAUCCCCUGUGCAAUCAGCCACAGACUGGACAUACCCCCUGGCUCCGGCCAGCGUGACCCUGGCCAACACCCGACGCCCGCUGGGACUCUCUGCCUUCUGGGACAAGGCUGCAGGUGAUGUGGACCAGUUCCACCUCCAGCUUUACAGCAAGAGCCAUUCAGCACAGAGGAACAUCUCAGUGGGACCAAACACCCACAACUUCACGUUUCUGGGGCUGUCCCCUGGCAUUCAGUACUUCCUGAAGGUGACCGUCCUCGCUGGACCGUACAGAUCCUCGUCGCAUUUUGCCACCGAGUGGACAUAUCCACUCUCUCUGGCUAAUGUGAGCGUGCAGCCUGGCCAGACACCCCAGGAGCUACACGUGAGCUGGGUGGAGUCAGGCGGUGGCAGAGACCACUUGGUACAGCUCUCAGUGGCGGAGUCCCUGUCCAUCAUCAGGAAUGUGUCUGUCCCCCGUGGAGUCACCCAGCUGGACCUGGAGGGGCUGGUGCCAGGGUCCCGGUACCGCGUGGAGAUAAUUUCUCAGGCUGGGCCUCAUCGCACCUCCUCUCAGACUGCCAUCGGCUACACUGUCCCACUUCCUCCUCUUCCCCUCUUGGCAAGCCCUGUCAGCACUUCCCCGGCUCUGGUUGUGCAGUGGGAGACCCCCCCCGGGCUGAGGGAUGGAUAUGGGAUCAACGUGCAUGAGGAGGGCUCCUCUUCACCAGUGAGGGACCUGGAAGCAGGGAAAGACAGCACCAAUGUCACCCUGGCACGGCUGGCACCGGGAACUUGCUACCUUGUUGGGAUCUGGGCAGUAGCUGGACCCUACCGCUCCCUCCCCAAGAACAUCACUGGCUGCACAGUUCCUGCUGCACCAACAAACCUGACCCUUACCAACCCAGGCAGCUCCUCAGAGCUUUACGCACGCUGGAACAAGCCCCCCGGCAGGAGGGACCACUACCGCGUUGUUCUGCACAGCCUCAGCACCCACAGCAGGAAGCGGGACCAGACCUUGAGUCCAGACGUGCAGAACAUCACCUGGACUCACCUGGAGGCAGGCAGCAGGUUUGCUGUGCAGGUCACUGCUGUGAAAGGCUCCUUGGAAGCCUCCUCUGCCAACAUCACCCAGUGGACGCACCCCCUGGCACCCACGAGGCUCACCCUGCGCAGGCCCUCUGCCUCCACGCUGCAGGCCUCCUGGGCAGCAGCAGGACGAGCGGCAGAAGGUUACGUGGUGGACGUCUACGACACCGCCUCCAGCCGUCGUGUCGGGAGCGUGGUGCUGGCCGGGGGUGACAGGAGUCACACCUUCAGCAACCUGAGCCCCGGCACCCACUACAGCAUGGCAGUGAGGGCCACAGCGGGGCCCUUCCACACCAGCACCCCCAACUUCACCCACUGCACACGCCCACUGCCCCCCACCACUGUGCACUGGCUGAGCACGGGGCACCCCGACAGGCUGAGUGCAUCCUGGGGAGCUGCAGCCGGGGGGCGAGACAGCUACACACUGACCCUGUACCACACACAGCUGGGCACUGUGGCAGGCCCAACCUCCCCUGGCAGAGACACCCACAACUUCACCUUCCUGGGCCUGGCCCCAGGAUACGAGUACUCCCUGGAGGUCAGUGCCAUGGCUGGACCAUACCAGGCAGCAGCACCCAACAUCAGUGGCUGGACACUGGUGACAAAGGUGCUGCAGCUGGGCUGUGGCAAUAAGAGUGACCGGAAUGAGGAAGGGUUUUCAUGUGAGGGACCACAGAAGGUGAGCAGCAUUAAAGGCCCACUGCCACCGACCACUGUGCAUUUGCUGAGCACGGGGCACCCAGACAGGCUGAGCGCGUCCUGGGGAGCUGCGGCCGGGGGGCGAGACGGCUACACACUGACCCUGUACCAUGCACGGCUGGGCACUGUGGCAGCCACGGCUUCCCUUGGGAGAGACACCCACAACUUCACCUUCCUGGGCCUGGCCCCAGGCAGCAAGUACGUGCUGGAGGUGGUGUCCACGGCGGGGCCCUACAGGACACCUGCAGGGAACGUCAGCAACUGGACGCGUGAGUACCCCGCUUUGAGGGUGGUGUGGGCAGUCACAAGGAUCAUGGUAAAGGACACGGCCCUGCUGACCUUCAUGGCAGACCCAGAGCCCUGCUUGAGCCCAAGGGCUCAUCAGUGCCAUGGCACCAAGCAGUGUCAGCUCCCCCAGCCUGGAUUAGACCAGCUGCAGCUCUGGGGUCUGCUUCAGAGGAGAGUCAUGGAGGAAGGAGCAGUAGACGAGGGCAUUCACCUUCUCUCCUCCGGCCGGCUGGGUGCUCCCUCCUCCCCCAUCCCUGGUAUCUCACUCCAGCUGGGCCAGGGGUGUCUCUGCUUGGACAAGCACCACUUGAAGCUUGGAGAAGCUGCUUUUGGCUGCCUCAAGCCUGGUGGAUGCAGCCGCCCAGUGGAGAUGAAGUGCGCUGUCCUGUGUGGUGCCACCCUUACAAUGACAGUGCCGAGAUACCCGGGCAGUGUCCUCAGACCCUUCACUGACAUCUCCCAUCCUGUCUCUUCAGACCCCCUGGCACCCCGUAACGUGUACAUGACGAACCAGGGCUAUCCCAACAGGCUGAGCGCAUCCUGGCGAGCAGAACCCCAAGGACAUGACAGUUACAGGCUCCUCCUGUACCACUCGGGGUCAGGUAUUGUGGCAGCCAAUGUAUCUGUUGGGAAAGGCACCAACAAAUUCGUCUUUUCUGGCCUGGCCCCAGGACACAAAUACAUCCUGCAAGUGGUGUCCGUGGCAGGGCCCUACGCAGCCUCCGCAGGGAACAUCAGCGACUGGACAACCGAAGGGAACAGCACAGUGCUCAUCUCCUGGGGCAGUGUUUCUGGACAGCAGGACGAGUGCCAGCUGUGGCUGCGGGAUCUCAGGAACAGCAGCUUAACCUGGCGGCACGAUCUGCUCCGGGGACAAGUCCAGCACCUCCUGCAGGGGCUGGUCCCGGGGAGGAACUACUCCGUCUCCUUGAGCUGCGUGGCCGGGCCCUACUGGAGCAGCACCAAAGCCUUGGCAGUGCCGAUGGCCCUGGGCACAGAAGGCUCCGAGGUCACCGAUGUCCAGCUCUGCUCCUCUCCCAUUGACCUAGGGACAGGCAAGCCGAACCCGGUAGAGAAUGUGCAAUGCCUACCGGAGUCAAGGAGUCUUUACUUGAACUGGACCAGCUCUCCUGGAGAUGUGGAGGCCUAUGAAGUGGUGACAGAGAGACUCUCUGAUGGACUUCCCCCCUCCAAGUAUGCCAUGAUCAUCCCUACAAGCGAGGCCAGUCUGGAGGGUCUGGAGCCAAACUCAUCGUACCAAAUUGUUGUGAGCACAGUGGGCAUGAACGCCUUGAGGAGCCAAGCCGUGACUCUGCUCUGCAACACCACAGUGGACGCCCUGCCUCCGCCCUUGCGAGAAGACAUCUUCCAGGUGGAGGCCAGCUCCACGGUUAUCAUUUCAUCGGACCUGUUCAGCGAGGAGAAUGGCCAGAUUGAGUAUUAUGGUGUGAUUGCUACCACCAAUGACUCACUGCUGAGGCCCACCCAGGAAAUCAUGUCCAGCACAUGGUAUGACCACUAUUACGGGACAGAGGACUCCUACCUGGCUGUGCUAAUCCCCAACCCCUUCCAUCCGAGCCCCAGGAGCUCCACUGAAACCUGGCGAGUGCCCGUGGGGACAGAGGAGUGUGGCCAGUCCAGGGCAACGUGCAACGGGAAGCUGAAAGCCAACGAGCAGUACAGGUUCAGCAUCGCUGCCUUCACCAAGUACGACCCAGUAGCCCCCGCAGUGACGUUCACCAUGUUCUCAGGUGCUGGGUCCGGUGCAGACACAACUCCACUCUCAAUGCCAAUAAUCACUGGAAUAAUUGUGGGAUUUCUCUUGACACUCGCAGCUAUUUUUGCUUUGGUCUACUGGAAGCAGCUCAGAGCAAAGAGAACCCAGAAGCGCAGCCUGCCCCAGGAAAUGGUGACCUACAGCUUGAGAAACGUCCAUCGGCCAAUUCCCAUACAGAACUUCAAGCAGUACUAUGAGAUGAAGACAGCUAACCAUGCGUUUUUCCAGGAGUUUGAGGAGCUGAAGGAAGUUGGGAAGGAGCAGCCGAAGGUGGAGGCCGAGCUACCAGCAAAUGUCUCCAAGAACAGAUAUCCCCACGUGCUACCCUAUGAUCACUCUCGGGUCAAGCUGAGUCAGCUGGGGGAGGAUCCACACUCAGACUACAUCAAUGCCAACUUCAUGCCUGGCUAUACGUCCCAGCAGGAGUUCAUUGCCACCCAGGGGCCCCUGAAGAAAACGAUAGAGGACUUCUGGCGGCUGGUGUGGGAGCAGAACGUCUGCAACAUCAUCAUGCUGACGGUGUGCAUGGAGAAUGGGCGGGUCCUCUGUGAUCAUUACUGGCCAUCCGAAUCUGCCCCGGUCUGCUAUGGGCAGGUCCGGGUCCACCUGCUGGCACAGAGCAGCUCGGAGGAGUGGACCAUGCGCGAGUUCAAGCUGUGGCACGAGGGUCUCCAGGCAGAGCGGCACGUGUCCCACCUGCACUACACGGCAUGGCCUGAUCAUGGGAUCCCGGAGUCCACAACUUCCAUUAUGACCUUCAGGGAGCUGGUCCGGGAGCACAUCCAGAGCACCAAGGAUGCAGGGCCGACCCUCGUGCACUGCAGCGCCGGGGUGGGCCGCAGUGGCACCUUCAUCGCCCUGGACCGGCUGCUGCAGCAGAUGAAGCAGGAGAAGGUGGUGGACACGUUUGGUGUUGUUUAUGCCUUGCGGAUGAACCGUUACCUGAUGAUUCAGACACUGUCCCAGUAUAUUUUCCUGCACAGCUGUAUCCUGGACAAGAUCUUGGAGGAGCCAAUCCUCGGUUUGUCAGGGACAGAGAGGUCCUGCCCCAUCCCACUGAAAAGCUUUGCUCAGCACUAUGCCCAGAAGGCAGCCAAGUCCCAUGUGGGCUUUCUGAGGGAGUAUGAGACCCUCCUGGAGGUUGUCAAGGAAGAAGCCAGCUCUGCAACACCAUCUUCAGGCAACCAGCAGACACGGCCCUCUUCCAGCAUCCUCCCAUACGAUCGCUCCAGAGUGAAGUUUUCCCUGCUGGAGCAGGGCCCUUUCUCAGGUCUCCUGCAGGUGUGGCGUGUCCCGGGCUGCAGCUCCAGCAGGGAGUAUCUGGCUGUCCAGGGACCUGACAAGUUGACCAUGGAGGAUUUCUGGACGCUGGUGUGGGAACAGGAGGUUCACACCAUCCUAACACUUCUCCCAUGGCAGGAGAAGGGGGAGGUCCCAAGUGAGGCGUGCUGGCCCCUGGAAGGAGACUCUCUCUGCACAAAGACGCUGACCAUCCAGUGUGGCACAGAGAAGCUCAUCUCUGGAUGGAGAUGCAUCCAGCUCAAAAUGAAACACGAGAAGAAAGGCAAGGAGAGGCAGGUACAGCGAUUCCUAUACACGCUCUGGAGCAGCAAGAAACAGCCAGAUGUCCAGAGCCUGGUGGAUCUCCUCACUGCUGUCAGGCGGUGCAUGCCUCACCGAAAGAGAGCCGGUCCUCUCCUGCUGCACUGCAGCGGUGGCGUGAGCCAAAUGGGGACACUGAUCUCCCUGGAUUGCCUGUUGCACCAGAUGAAAGCUGAGAGGGUCGUGGAUGUCUAUGGGGUGACACUCCAGCUGGCGAGAAGCUGCUGCCUCAUGACCCCGACUCUGGACCAGUACAUGUUCCUGUACAACUGCAUCCAGGACAUCGUUGCUCAGAAGCAGCCCUAA